This is a messenger RNA of Actinia tenebrosa (Australian red waratah sea anemone), 7052 nucleotides long. Its product is annotated as ATP-binding cassette sub-family A member 2. Gene Ontology annotation, biological process: transmembrane transport; lipid transport. NCBI's taxonomy places the organism in Eukaryota, Metazoa, Cnidaria, Anthozoa, Actiniaria, Actiniidae. The record is from RefSeq and is a predicted model, not a curated record. Gene Ontology annotation, molecular function: lipid carrier activity; ATP binding; ATP hydrolysis activity. Gene Ontology annotation, cellular component: membrane; intracellular membrane-bounded organelle.
AUUGGGUCAAUAUUGGCAGACAUAUCAGACAUCAUGAAUUCACCAUCUCUGUCAGUCAUAGAUAAUUUAAAGAAUAUUCCACAACACUACCAAAAAUUAAAGAGAGACUAUAAUUCCUUUCAGAAUAACCUAAAAGGCAUAAAAAACUUUACAUUAGUAGACAUUAUUUCCAAUUCAACUGAGGUUCUGAAGCUCUUUAAGAAUCUGUCCAUACCUCUGUCAGUAUCAGAUGCAAUACUAAACAGCACUGUCAGUGGAAGUGAGAUAAGUAAACUACUUCACGCAAGCCGAGCUGGUAGUGUUCAAUCUACUUUUAAUAAAAACACUGGAAUCCUACCAUUACUUGCAUCUUUGCUAAUGAUGCAAAGUAUGUUUAAAUCGCCAAGUCACAGCUUAAACUCCACUGUUCAGAACGACAGAUUCAACCUCAGUCAAAAAAAUUGUAAUUCAAACGAUUUGACAAAAGAAUUUUUGCUGUCAGAUCCCAGUAAGGAAAGUGUACUUUACUCGCUGUGCAACCUUUCGCCAAAUCAAGCUUCGCAAAUUCGGAAAGUUCUAGUCUCCCACCUCAACACCAACAAACUGAUGGUUCAGCUGAACGUAACUCGACACGAUUUGAACAAUUUCAACGAAACUUUCCGUCGCCUCAGCCUUGACAUCCAAAAUUUGUCAACAUUCGUGGAGCUGGUCGAAAAAGGACGGCACAUGGCGUCGAUAUUACAGCUGAAUAUGAGUUUUGCAGAAGGAAUGCAAAAUAAAUCAGAUAAAGAACGCAAUAGGGCAUAUAUACAGGGAAUGUGGAAAAACCUGGGACCAAUCCUGUGUGGCUCUGGGCCUGAAGAACAACCUGACAAAGUGGUUGAACAUAUGUUUGACUUCCGCUGUCUGACCAAGUCAUGCAAGACCAGAGCUUUAAGAUUGAUGUUUUACCUGCUAACUCACAAUCCCAAAAUCCUUUACGCACCCAACAAUACUGCUGCCGAUGAUGUCAUCAUAGAGGCAAAUCGUACCUUCUCAGACAUUGAAGCUUUGCAGAAUAUUGUCAAAGAAUGGCUGAACCAAUCAGCACAAUUACGAAGUGUUCUCCUUAAUAACAACACUCAAUAUUACCUGCACAAGCUGGCAGACGCUGUUAAAGAUUACCCUGAUAUCUUCUUUGAAGAAAAAUCGAAUAUCUCUAACCGAGAUCCCUCGAGUUCAUCCAGUUACUAUCGAGACAUUCAUGAACUGCUCACAGGUAAACAGGGUGUCGCCAGUCCCAUUGUUGAGCAGUUGGACAGGAUUGACGCUGUCGUCAAAAUAUGGUUAAGGCAAACAUCAAAUCUGCGACUCAAUAUUUUUGUUGGAUUCACGGAUGAGGAAUCUUUGGUCRGCUAUGCCUUUAACAAUACUGGCGCACGGUCACAAGACUCUAAGGUAGUAGCAGGGAUUGUGUUUACAAACAUAAAAGCCAAUCAAAGUCUACCUCCACACGUGAACUAUAAGAUACGUAUGAACGCCACGUACUUCACGCCACCAACUGAUAGUAUCCGGGAUAACUAUUGGAGACCUGGGCCACAGUCUUGGGGACAGAGUUACUAUGAUCUUGGAUUCGUUUGGCUGCAGGAUCAAAUAGAACGUGCUAUUGUAAACCUUCAUUCAGGCCGUGAAGUCAUUAAACCAGCUGUAUAUUUACACGAGAUGCCAUACCCUUGUUAUGCUAAAGACAGGUUCAUGUUCGUCAUUCAGCACAUGAUGCCAUUGUGCAUGACAGUAUCUUGGAUUUACACUGUAGCAAUUGUGGUUCGUUCUAUUGUGUACGAAAAAGAACAACGACUAAAAGAAGUCAUGAAGAUGAUGGGACUGAGCAAUGUGGUUCACUGGGUGGCGUGGUUCAUCACAAGCAUGUCAGUCAUGUCUGUUACUGUAUUACUGCUAACUAUUAUAUUAAAGUAUGGCAAGGUUCUGGCCUACAGUGAUCCGUUGAUUAUUUGGCUGUCUCUAAUGCUCUUCGCCAUCGUCACCAUCGUCUUCUGUUUCUUAAUCAGUGCGUUUUUCUCCAAAGCAAAGUUAGCUGCAGCCUGUGGUGGUAUCAUCUACUUCUUAACCUACAUGCCUUAUGUCUUCAUAUCCAUUAGGGAAGGAGCUGGUCACGUGUCCAUCAACAUCCCCGAGAAAAUGGCCGCCAGUCUGUUGUCUACAUCUGCAUUUGGUCUUGGUGCUCGUUAUUUCGCAUUGUAUGAAGAACAGGGUGAAGGGGUUCAGUGGUCAAACAUUGGACAAAGCCCGGUAAAGGGAGACGAGUUCACUCUGUUGAAGGUGUUAUAUUUUUUAGUGUUCGACACGUUUCUUUACGUUAUCUUGGUUUGGUACAUCGAGGCUGUUCACCCCGGGUCUUAUGGCCUGCCACGCCCUUGGUAUUUCCCCUUUCAGUUGACCUACUGGUUUGGUCACAAUACCAAAGCGUGUUCACAAUUUAGUCGAAAGAACUACAGUAGGAUGACAAAUGAUGAACUAGAGGAAGCACCACGAACACCUGGACUGUUAGCUUACGAGAACGAACCCAUCCACCUCCCCCUGGGGGUGACUAUUGACCAUCUUGAAAAGRUCUAUAAAUCAGGAAUCAAAGCGGUUGAUGGCUUGGCUCUUAACCUUUACGAGGGCCAGAUCACAUCCUUCUUGGGACACAACGGUGCUGGCAAGACCACCACAAUGUCGAUUUUAACUGGUCUUUUUCCACCAACCAAAGGCACUGCAUUUAUCUAUGGUUAUGAUAUUCGUUUCGACAUGGAUAUUAUACGCCGCAAUCUUGGCAUGUGUCCACAGCACAAUGUACUGUUUGAUAGGUUAACCGUAGAUGAGCACUUGUGGUUCUAUGCUCGCAUGAAGGGUUUGUCAACGACUAAAGUCAAGAAAGAGAUGGACAAGCUUGUGCAAGAUGUAGGCUUACCUAACAAACGGCAUUGUGCCGUUGAAACUCUGAGCGGUGGUAUGAAGCGUAAACUGUCUGUUGCCAUGGCAUUCGUGGGUGGUUCUCGUACAGUGAUCUUAGAUGAGCCUACAGCAGGUGUUGAUCCGUAUGCGAGGAGAGCGAUAUGGGAUUUGCUUAUUAGAUACAAGAAAGGUCGUACUAUACUUUUAUCAACACACUUCAUGGAGGAAGCUGAUAUUCUGGGUGAUAGAAUUGCAAUUAUUUCAAAUGGGAAACUUCGAUGUGUCGGCUCACCGUUGUUCUUAAAGAGUCGCUUCGGUGAAGGCUACAGUCUUACACUAGUCAGAAAACAGGACCGUUCUCCUAGAGGAUCUUCUAGCGAUCUUACUACCACAGAAACACGCUCUUCUUCGAGUUCAUUGUCAGGUGGAAGAUCCAGGACAACUGUGCUGUCUCCUGGACCUGAGAAUCAAGAGGAAAAGCUCACCAGUCUCAUCACGUCACACAUCCCAGCAGCUCAGAUAAAGAACAUAACUCAACGAGAAUUCACCUACAUUCUACCUGAUAACUCGGUUGAAAAAGGGGCAUUUGAAAAACUGUUCACAGACCUUGAAUCGAAUAUUGAAGCCCUUGGGAUAGACAGUUAUGGCAUUAUGGACACAUCACUGGAAGAAGUUUUCCUAAAAGUAACUGAUGUAACAACAACAGAGAAAGAUAAUAUCGCAACAAGCCAAGAGUCUUUUACCUCACUUGCGGCCCAGAACUUUUCUUCCAUGGAAAGAGAGGAUUGCCUGGAGCUGAAUGACUAUUCAAGAAACGAUGAUAGAGAAAAUCUUUUAACGGUCUCGAAUUCUGAAGAAGACGUAAACCGUAGCAGACCAACUAAUGUUGAAAAAACUGGGGCUAGUGGUGUUGGAAGCCACACACUGACAAGGUCAGCCCUAAAGUGGCAGCAGUUCUAUGCUCUGAUCCUCAAACGUUUCCACCAUGCUCGUCGUAAUUUUAAAGGCGUGAUUUCACAGAUUCUUUUGCCAGCUUUGUUUAUAAGCAUUGCUAUGACUAUGGCUCUAUCUCUACCUCCGCUCCCCGAUCUACCACCUCUGCAGUUAUCCCCAUCAAUGUUUCCACGUCGAAAUUUCAUUCCGUUUGGAAAUGAAGCCAAAGGGAUGAAUCUGUUGGCCAAACGGAUGGAACAAACACUGACUCUACCUUCAGGAGUUGGUGCAACAUGCUGUUUACAGUCAUCCAAAUUAUCACUAGUAAACCACACUCAACUAACUAAAGACCAGUUAGCAAACCUGUUUGACGAGUCCUGCCGAGAAGCUAUAGAUGAUGUGUCUAGUGUUUAUCUUAAGCCAACAAACGAAAAGUUCUCUUACAUUUACUACUCCAAUAGCUCAAUGAAUUUAUCAGAGUCUGUAACACACCAAGAAACUGGUCCUGGUUGCAAAUGUUCAGCCAAUGGUACAUGGUAUUUGUGCAGUAAAGGUGCUGCUGGGAAACGUCCAGAUGAAUUGAUUACGAUAACUCUUGAUACUUUGCAAAAUAUUACUGGGAGAAACAUGUCUAAAUAUCUUCUGUAUACCACUCAGGCAUUUAGAAGACAUAGGUAUGGUGGACUGUCUUUUGGUAAUGUUGUGAAGUUCAUCCCUGAGAAGUUUGAAAAAGUACCUGUUGCAUCUAUUAGAAGGCUGGCAGUAAGAGAAGCAGUCAAGUCUUGGUAUAAUAACAAGGGAUACCAUGCACUUCCGACAUAUCUGAACGUUAUGAACAAUGCCAUCUUGAGAGCUUCACUUGAUAAAAAUAAAGGAAAUCCGUCAAUAUACGGAAUAAGCGUGUACAACCAUCCAUUCCCAUUCAAUAGUACUUCGAAUAUUCAUCUUUCUGCAGACUACCUACGACAAGGAACAGAUUUGGUCAUCGCUAUUUUUGUCAUCAUCGCCAUGUCCUUCGUGCCUGCAAGCUUUGUUGUGUUCUUAGUGACGGAAAGGUCUUCCAAAGCUAAACAUCUUCAGUUUGUUAGUGGAGUCGAUCCUGCUAUUUACUGGCUAGCAAAUUAUCUCUGGGAUAUGUGUAACUACUUGAUUCCCGCAGCAGCUUGUAUUACCCUGCUUUAUCUGUUCAGUGUUCCAGCUUAUGCUUCGCCAACGAACUACCCUGCUGUUGUCAGUCUCUUUAUGUUGUAUGGUUGGUCUAUAACACCAAUGAUGUAUCCAAGUGCCUUCUGUUUCAAUGAAGCCAGUUCAGCUUAUGUGGCGAUGAUAGUGCUUAAUUUGUUUGUUGGCAUCACGGCUACUGUAACUACCUUUAUCUUACAACUGUUUCCUGAUGAUGAGGUAUUGACUGACAUCAACAGUAUUCUUAAGGAUGUCAGUCUAGGAUUUCCGAACUAUUGUCUUGGGCGUGGGCUAAUGGACUUAGCUUAUAAUCAGUACAUGACAGAAUAUUACACCCAAAUCGGAGAAAAUGAAAAGAUUCGCUCGCCGUUUGAGUGGAUGAUUGUCAGCCGGAACCUUUUCUGCAUGUUUUUUGAAGGAAUCAUAUUUUUUAUCCUCACUAUUCUCAUGGAAUACAGGUUCUUUUUAAAACCAAGGAGAAUACCUGUAUCAAAGAUUCCGAUCCAAGCUGAAGACGAAGAUGUUGCAGAUGAACGUUGUCGAGUUUUAGGUGGUGAUGCUUCCAACGACUUGGUUCGAAUAGAAAAUUUAACCAAAGUAUAUUACUCUCGUAAACGAGGGAAGCAUUUAGCAGUGGAUCGUCUUUGCUUGGGAAUCCCUCAAGGAGAGUGUUUUGGUCUUCUUGGGGUCAAUGGUGCAGGCAAGACGAGUACGUUCAAAAUGCUGACUGGUGACACAUCGAUGACAGCAGGCGAUGCUGUACUUAACUCCUAUAGAAUUUCGACCGACAUCCCGAAGGUGUACCGUUGUAUAGGCUACUGCCCACAGUUUGAUGCUCUUAUCGAUGAGAUGACAGCGGAGGAGCAAAUUUAUUUAUACGCAAGACUCAGAGGUGUCCCUGAGAAUGAACUCAAACAGGUAACUGCAUGGGCAGUGAAGAAAUUGGGUUUGUCAUCUUAUGCUAAAUACCCGUGUAAAUCGUACAGCGGUGGCAACAAAAGAAAACUGUCAACAGCGAUAGCACUUAUUGGCAACCCACCUGUUAUAUUUCUGGAUGAGCCUACCACAGGGAUGGAUCCACGUGCCAGGCGUUUCCUAUGGAACCUCAUUCUUAACGUUGUAAAAGAUGGUAGAUCUGUAGUGCUAACUUCUCACAGUAUGGAGGAGUGCGAAGCGCUGUGUUCACGUCUAGCUAUCAUGGUUAAUGGACAAUUUAAAUGCCUUGGAAGUUGCCAACACUUGAAGAACAGAUUUGGCGAAGGAUACAUCGUUACGGUCCGCAUCCAAGGAGAUAUACCUGAUUUGCAGCCAGUUGUUAAAUAUUUCAAUGAGAAGCUUCCGUUUGCCACUCUUAAGGAACGUCAUCAUAACAUGAUGCAAUACCAGAUUCCAUCGGGUGUUAUGAGCCUGGCCAAGAUAUUUGGUAGCAUAGAGUCCUCCCAGGACCAACUGCAUAUUGAAGAUUAUUCAGUUAGUCAGACGACUUUGGACAAUGUUUUUAUCAACUUUGCACGACAACAAAAAGACGAGACUGAUUUUGAUGAAACUUCGUUGUUGCCAUCAAGUCAGUGUCGUGGGAUUGGCCAGUUACCUUCUCUGAUGACCAAUGAGAUUAGGUUCAGUAUGUUGCAAGAGGAUAGUGAUGAUGAAGACGAAAGCUGUCAGGUUACUUUUGAUGGGCUGCCUCGCCUUGUGUUUAAUGACCAACCAGUGGAUGCGUAGAAAAAGACUAUUUUACAAAAUAGUUGCGUCGGACGGAUGCAAUAAUCCUACCGCACCAGGAUUUGAUCAUUGAUUUAAACAGCUUUGGUAUAUCUGUUUGAUCCAUCUAGAGAAGAAUAUGUGCUUAUAAUAAAUUUAAUUUAAGUAAAACAAGAAUUAAAGCAAGGGCAGGGAAUAGUGAAGGGAAGGAAGAAAUCGAUAUGAAGAACCGCCUUGACAUUCUAGUAUUUUUAAGCAUUGUCAAAAAUUAUUUAUUUUGUAGUGAACGCAAUUUAAUAAAAGAAGUUAAGGGAAACUAUAAA